CAGCGGGCGCACAGAGCAGCCUGAAAAUGGCACUCAUUUGGAUAUAUCCAUCCCUUUUCUUUCUUCUACAUUUGCUCGUACCAACACUGGCCUUAAGGAAUUACCCUGAAAACGAAGUGACAUUGCUGGACUCCAUGUCUGCGCUGGGAGACCUGGGCUGGGAAGCAUAUCCAGCUGAAGGGUGGGAGGAGAUUAGCGUGAUGGACGAGCGGAACACGCCCAUGCGCACCUACCAGGUGUGCAACGUGAUGGAGGCCAACCAGAACAACUGGCUGCGCACACGCCACAUCGCCCGCGACGGCGCCCAACGCGUCUACGUGGAGAUCAAGUUUACGCUGCGUGACUGCAACAGCCUUCCCGGGGUGCCGGGCACCUGCAAGGAGACCUUCAACAUGUACUACUACGAGUCCAACAACCCCAGCCUGUGGUACAUCAAGGAGAGCCAGUAUGUCAAGAUUGACACCAUUGCCGCCGACGAGAGCUUCACGCAGGUGGACGUGGGUGACCGCGUCAUGAAGCUGAACACGGAGGUGAGGGACAUCAGCAACCUGGGCAAGAAGGGCUUCUACCUGGCCUUCCAGGACGUGGGCGCCUGCAUCGCACUGGUGUCCGUGCGCGUCUUCUACAAGAAGUGCCCGCUCAGCGUGGUCAACCUGGCGCAGUUCCCGGACACGGUGACGGGCGGCGACUCAGCGCUGGUGGAAGUGCGCGGCGCGUGCGUCAACGACUCGGAGGAGGCCGAGCCGCCGCGCAUGUACUGCAGCGCCGACGGAGGCUGGCUGGUGCCUAUCGGCCGCUGUGCCUGCAAGCCGGGCUUUGAGGAGCACAAGAACUACUGCCAGCCCUGCAGGCCAGGCUUCUAUAAGGCGGAGGCCACGGAGACCUACUGUGCCAAGUGUCCCCCACACAGCUACUCCCGCCAGGAGAGAGCUGCCGAGUGCACCUGCGAGCAGAGCUACUACCGCGCCGACGGAGACCCACGCUUCAUGGCCUGCACACAGCCCCCCUCGGCCCCUGAGCACCCCAUCUCCACCAUCAACGACACCUCUGUCACCCUGGAGUGGAGCCCGCCGCGGGAGACUGGCGGCCGUGGCGACGUGGCCUACAACAUCCACUGCAGGAAGUGCUCAUCUGAUGGCAAGAAGUGCAGCCCGUGUGGCGGUGGACUCCACUUUGCACCGCGGCAGUUCGGCCUGUUGACGGCCAAGGUGCAGGUGACUGACCUGCUGCCGCACACCAACUACACGUUCAGCAUUGAGGCGGUCAACGGCGUGUCGGACCUCAGCCCCAGCCCCCGCCAGCAGGUCUCAGUCAACAUCACCACCAGUCAGACUGUGAGUGUGAUUCUGAAGGAGAGGAAGAGCAAGGACAGCAUCACGCUGGCCUGGCAGGGCCCAGACAGGACCAAUGGAGCCAUCGUGGAGUAUGAAGUCAUCUACUACGAGAAGAACCAACGUGACCAGAACUACACGGUUCUGAAGACCAAGUUCAACAUGAUGACGGUGGAGGGCCUGAAGCCGGGCACCACCUACGUGUUCAGGGUAAGGGCGCGCACUGACGGAGGCUACGGCAACUACGGGGGAGAGAUCGAGCUGGAGACUAGCCAUGAGGACAUGCUGGCCAUAGGAGACCCUAACCAGUCCACCAUCCUGGCCGUGUCUAUCGCUGGGGGGAUCGUGCUGCUCAUCUUCCUGGUGGCCUGUUUUGUCGUGAGUGGGAGACACUGUGGGUACAUCACCAAGCAGGACCCGGACGAAGAGAAGAUGCAGUUUCAGCAUGGAAGAGUAAAACUCCCUGGCAGCCGCACCUACAUCCACCCCCACACAUAUGAGGAUCCCAACCAGGCAGUGCGGGACUUUGCCAAGGAGAUUGACGCGUCCAGCAUCCGCAUCGAGCGAGGUCAUCGGCGCAGGGAGUUUGGUGAGUGGGUGUGCAGCGGCCGUCUCAAGCUGCCCAGUAAGCGGGAGAUCUAUGUGGCCAUCAAGAGCCUGAAGCGCAGGCUAACUCAGAGAAGCAGAGGCGGGACUUCCUGUCCGACGGCCAGCAUCAUGGGCCAGUUCGACCACCCCAACAUCAUCCGCCUGGAGGGCGUCGUCACCAGAUGCAAGCCAGUGAUGAUCAUCACAGAGUACAUGGAGAACGGCUCCCUGGACACUUUCCUAAAGAAACACGAUGGGCAGUUCACCAUCAUUCAGCUCGUGGGUAUGAUGCGUGGCAUCGCCUCGGGCAUGAAGUACCUGUCGGACAUGAACUACGUGCACCGCGACCUGGCUGCCCGCAACAUCCUGGUCAACAGCAACCUGGUCUGCAAGGUGUCCGACUUCGGCCUCUCCAGGGUCCUAGAGGAUGAUCCUGAGGCUGCCUACACCACCCGGGGAGGAAAGAUCCCCAUCCGAUGGACAGCACCAGAGGCUAUUGCCUACAGGAAGUUCACCUCUGCAAGUGACGUGUGGAGCUACGGCAUCGUCAUGUGGGAGGUCAUCUCCUAUGGAGAGCGGCCGUACUGGGAGAUGUCCAACCAAGACGUGAUAAAGGCGAUCGAUGAGGGCUAUCGGCUGCCAGCGCCAAUGGACUGCCCCCUGGUCCUGCACCAGCUCAUGCUGGACUGCUGGGAGAAGUGCCGUAACGACCGACCCAAGUUUGGCCAGAUCGUCAACACCCUGGACAAGCUCAUCCGCAACCCCAACAGCCUCAAGGAGCUGGCCAACAGCUCUGUGUGGGAGGACCCUCCGUCGCCUGAGUUUGCGGUGACCACGGUGGAGGAGUGGCUCGAGGCCCUGAAGAUGGGUCAGUACCAGGAUAACUUCACCAGCGCCGGAUACGUCACCCUGGACUCCAUCCUCUACAUCAGCAUCAGUGAGCUGGAGAAGAUGGGUGUGACGCUUGUGGGCCACCAGAGAAAGAUCCUGUCCAGCGUCCAGAGUCUACACACGCAAGGGACCCACGUGCACGUAUAACCCCCUCGUCCUCAUCCUUCUCCUCCCCUUCCUCUUCCUCCUCUUCAUCGUCCUCCCUCCACAGCCAGACAUAGAGAUUCAGAGAGAGAGAGAGAACGAGUGACAGAGAGAACCAGAAAGGAAAAGAAAACAUAAACGACGAGAACAGCAGCAGCAGCAGCAGUAGUAGAGAGAGCUGCAAGCAGGCGCUCACUAGGCUUCAUCAUGGAAACUCAGCACCCUCCACGCCGCUUCGUCCAUCUUGGAUGUCGGGUGUCGAUUUCAAGCUCCGUGCACCACGGCUUCCUUACCUGCACCUCCUGACCACACAGCCACUCGGCUCGCCACCACUCCAGAGGAGAGUGGGAGAAACUGAUCUACAUUAGGUCACCUCCCUCGCCUCCCAGACAGCAUGGCUCAGUGGCAAAUGAGAUUUAUGGGUUUUGUGUUGUUUUAUUUUGUUGUUGUUGUUGUUGUGUUAGUUUUAUGUUGUGUCUGUGUCUUAGAAAAAGUAAGUUGAGAAAAACAUGGCUUACAGAUAAAUCUUUGAACUCACAGCUCAUGUUUGUGCUCUACAAUGGGUCUGUUUGGUUGCUUUGGCUCUUAUUUUGUGGUUUGUUUUGUUGUCAUUUGCAUUUUUAAUUUGUCCAUAACAGUUAGUCAGGCUGGGUCCUCAUAUGAAGUCGCCCUGAGUCGUCAGAAGUGAAUCAUCUCCACUUACCCUUUGGUGUCCUGUUUUAAAUGGUAAUGAAUUGUGAAUGACAUAUGAAUUCCCAUCAGGUUUCAUUAUAACACGGGUAGAUGUAAGAGUGUCAGUGUGUGCGUGUGCGUGCCUGCGUGCGUGCGUGCGUGCGUGCGUGCGUGCGUGUGCGUGUGCGUGCCUGCGUG
This is a messenger RNA of Alosa sapidissima (American shad), 3824 nucleotides long. RefSeq names its product eph receptor A4b (gene epha4b). Gene Ontology annotation, cellular component: plasma membrane; neuron projection. Gene Ontology annotation, molecular function: transmembrane-ephrin receptor activity; protein binding; ATP binding. Lineage: Eukaryota; Metazoa; Chordata; Actinopteri; Clupeiformes; Clupeidae. Gene Ontology annotation, biological process: protein phosphorylation; axon guidance; cell surface receptor protein tyrosine kinase signaling pathway. The record is from RefSeq and is a predicted model, not a curated record.